AUAUGAAGCGUAAACAUAAUUUAGAAACGUUAGUGAGGAUAGAAGAUCGUAAACGAAAACAUAUUGAAUUGACACAAAGAGUAAUUAAGCUUAUGAGGCGAAUUCAAGUGCUGCGAUUAAGUGGAACACUGAUUCGAUCCGAUGAAGAAGCUUUAAAAGGGCGAUUAGAAGAUAUAAAACAGCAAUUGCAAAGGUCGUCGAGAAAACUUGAAACGCUCAAAACGCAAUAUAAUGUAACAAAACUACAAUGGGGGGUUCGAGAACCUCCAGUGACUCAUAAAUUUAAUGCAGUAAAUGAUAAUCAAUUAGAGAAUAUUAUAAAGGUGCUUGACACUGAACAAACAGGAAUAGUUCAUGAUAUUGAAACACUAAAGAAGGAUUCAAAAGACAUUGAUGUUAUUAUUCGCCACCUUAACGAU
Molecule: messenger RNA, 419 nt
Organism: Racocetra persica
Lineage: Eukaryota; Fungi; Glomeromycota; Glomeromycetes; Diversisporales; Gigasporaceae
Source: the annotation of a GenBank genome assembly